This is a messenger RNA of Prorocentrum cordatum, 1092 nucleotides long. The record is from the annotation of a GenBank genome assembly. Lineage: Eukaryota; Dinophyceae; Prorocentrales; Prorocentraceae.
AUGCCGGAGGAGCGGGCGAGUUCGGCUGGGGACGCCGCGCCGCGGCAGCGGUCGCGGUCGCCGCCGGGACGCCGCAGGGCUGCGAAUCCCGCGCCCGCCGCCGCCGAGGAGGAUGACGAACUGUACGACUACAGCUACGAGGAUGACGACGCCGGCAGCGCCACGCCGGCGGCGGUCGUCUCGGACCCGUACAUGGGCAGCGAGGCCGCGGGAGGCCAGAAGGCCGCGGGAGGCCAGAAGGCUCGACCAGAAGCGGACAGGGACCACGGCGCCAAGGGCGCGCCGGUCUUCGACGACUACGAUUAUUACUCGUACUCGGAGGUGGAGGACAAGGAGGACGACCGCGGCGGCGACGAGGGCGCGUGCGACCGGGCGCCGCGACCGGAACGCGGCGGCGUGCCGCAGAGGGCGCGGGCGGCUGGCGCCGCGACGGAGGGAGGGGGGAGGGCUGCGCACCAGUGCGGCUGCCGAGCCGGGCGGCGCGGUUCGCCGAUGGCCACGACGGCCGUGCCCGGGGACCGGCAGCAGGAUCCCCUGCAUUCCCCUCUGUCUACCAAGUCGACCAUGGCCUGCAAGCGCGACGGGCAGGACAAGUGGUCGUGGGAGCAGCGGCUGAGAGAGCAGCUCUCUCAGCCGCUGCUCCCCCUGAUGGCCGAGUUCCGCGAGGGGGCCGCAGAGGGCAUCCGCGUGGAGCUCAUGGACCCAGUGUCGCGGCUCGUCUGCCAGGCCGUCUUCAAAAUGGACUCGGAAAUAAAUUCGAUCAGCCUCCAGCCUGCCUUCUGCCCAGAGCAGGUGGGACGUCCACGACAUCGGCUCUGUGACAAAGGGCGAAGCGUUCAAGGGCCAUGUGCCGGAGCUGGCCGACCACAGUGCUUCCUGCUUGGGUCUCGAGCUCGACAGCGAGAUCAGGGUCAGGUUCCUCCGCUUCUCGGACCGGCAGCUGCGCGACGAUUUCUACGCCUGCCUGAAGAUUGUGCAGAUGUGCAGCGGGAGCAAGAAGCCCGAAUAACCAGCAGCGGGGGCACUGUGGCAUGUCAUAUUUCUUGCGCGGUCGGUUGCAAGGCGCUUCCCUUGCGCACCAACAACAUUUGA